Ceutorhynchus assimilis (cabbage seed weevil) is the source of this 888-nucleotide messenger RNA. NCBI's taxonomy places the organism in Eukaryota, Metazoa, Arthropoda, Insecta, Coleoptera, Curculionidae. The record is from the annotation of a GenBank genome assembly.
AUGUUUGCCGCAAUACCGAUUUUAUUAUUCGUAGUUUUCGGUGGCACUAAUUGUGCCACACCGAUUGUUAUGUGGCACGGAAUGGGUGAUUCUUGUUGUUUCGAUUUUAGCUUGGGCGCUAUUAAAAAAAGCCUUAACGAAUCGAUUCCGGGUGUUUACGUGAACUCGUUACGAAUCGGCGAUACGAUAAUCAAGGAUAUGGAAAAUGGUUACUUUUUACAUCCGGAUAAGCAAAUUGAAAUGGCCUGCAACAUAAUUAAGAGUGAUUCAAAUUUGGUCGAUGGGUAUAAUGCUAUAGGAUUUAGCCAAGGAGCACAGUUUUUACGUGCUUUAGUUCAAAAAUGCCCCUUGCCUCCAAUGAAAAAUUUAAUCUCUGUAGGAGGCCAACACCAAGGUGUCUAUGGUUUGCCCAAUUGUGGUUCUCUGUCAAAUAAGGCUUGCGAUUAUAUUAGAAGGCUUUUGAACCAUGCUGCAUACAUAGGCUGGGUGCAAGAGACUUUAGUUCAAGCAACCUAUUGGCACGAUCCCCUUAAUGAAACCGAAUACAAACAAUACAGUACAUUUUUGGCUGAUAUUAAUAACGAAAUCAACAUUAAUACAGAUUAUAUUAAAAAUUUACAAUCCCUAGAGCAUUUUGUAUUGAUUAAAUUCGAAAAUGAUACAAUAGUACAACCUGUGGAUACUGAAUGGUUUGGUUUUUACAAGCCUGGACAAUCGGUGCAAACGCAAACUUUACAAGAAUCUGAUUUGUAUAAAGAUGAUAAAUUAGGCUUAAAACAGAUGAACGACAAUGAUCAAUUGAAAUUUUUAGCCACCCCAGGCAACCAUUUACGUUUCCAAUGGGAUUGGUUUGAGGCAAACAUAAUCAAGCCAUAUUUAACAAAUUAA